Molecule: messenger RNA, 306 nt
Organism: Racocetra fulgida
Lineage: Eukaryota; Fungi; Glomeromycota; Glomeromycetes; Diversisporales; Gigasporaceae
Source: the annotation of a GenBank genome assembly
AUGAAAAACCAAAAGGAAAGCAAUUUGCGAGAAACGAUUAAAAUUAUUCCUGAAGUUUUUCUCAGAGUCUUUCUCGAAGCCGUUCUAGAAGCACUUCACUAUGUUGUUCUCUAUGCUAUUCUAGAGGCACUUCUCGAAGUUGUACUAGAAGUAUUUCCCGAAGUUAUACUAGAGGCACUUCUCGAAGUCGUUCUAGAAGUAUUUUCCGAAGUUAUACUAGAAGCAUUUCCCCAAAUCGUUUUAGAAGUAUUUCCUGAAGUUAUACUAGAAGCAUUUCCCCAAGUCAUUCAAGAAGCAUUUCCCAAA